UCCUCGUGGCCGCGAUGACCGUGACUGCGUCCGAACCAGAGGAAAUGGCAGUUACACCUCCCCAGUACGCACCGAACCCCAGCCUCCGAGCGAACAUGGUCUUCCGAGUCCUCUUCGCCAUCAUCAGCAGCGUGCUCUGCUGGGUGCCGCUGCGCCUGCUCUGGCGUAACGGGGACUUCGCGGCGGCGACGCUGGUCGCGCAGGUGCUGGUGCUGAACGCCUUCACGGUGUUCAACUCGAUCGCGUGGAACAGCGACAACUGGGACGAGUGGUGGGAUGGGCAGGGCGUCUGCGACGUCCAGGUCUACCUGGUGACGCCGCUGCACACCAUCUACGCCGCCUGCAUCUUCACCAUCGUCUGGCAGCUCUCCAAGCAGGUCCAGGUCUCGCGCGCGACGCAGCUGAACCGCCAGGAGCGCAGGAAACGCGUGCUCGUACACGCCGCCAUCAUCUUCCCACUGCCGGCCUUCCAGCUAUUGUUCACCUGGUUCGACCUCGCCCAGCGCUACAACAUCGGCACCCUUAUCGGAUGCAUGGCCGUGUUUGACAACAGCUGGCCUCGCUUCGUGGUUUAUGACGCGCCUAACCCUAUUUUUGUGCUGGCAUCUGCUCCUUAUGGUUAUCUCGCAUUCAAGCGCUACAGAGCCUUCGAUAAAGAGACACGAGAGGUACUGAAGGGCAGAAGCGGUGGCGCCGCAUCCGCGCGCUCAAACCGGACACGAUUCCGUCUGUAUCUCAUGUCGUUGUCCAUCAUGAUCGUGUACCUUCCCGUGUCAAUCUACCUGAUGGCGUACAACAUCGCAGUGGCGAAGGGGUCGACGUAUCAGCCGUACAGCUACACUCGCAUCCACUGGGAAGCGUCCCCCUACCCGUGGAACGCGAUCCUAUUCAUACCCUCGUGGGACCUCUCGACGCCCGAGUUGAACCAGCCGUGGAUCACCAUUGCAACGUCAGUUGUCAUCGUCGCCUUCUUCGGCACCACCCAGGACGGUAUCGAGAUGUAUCGUCGCUACGCGGCCGCGCUAGGUCUACACCGUCUGUUUCCCAAACUGCGCAGACCAUUCCAGGCCCAUGGUAGACGAGGCCGUGUUCCCGAUUCCAGCGACACGCAGCAGAGCUGGAUAGAACUAAUGAGCUACAACACCGGCCACGACAGCGGCGCAAGGCCCAAAGACAGGAGCAAUGGACAAGCCUUUGCUAGUAAUGAGUAAGUGGUUUCCCCUUUUCUUCCCUCUCCUCCUUCUUUCCCCUUUCUCCCCA
Molecule: messenger RNA, 1260 nt
Organism: Hypoxylon fragiforme
Lineage: Eukaryota; Fungi; Ascomycota; Sordariomycetes; Xylariales; Hypoxylaceae
Product: pheromone A receptor-domain-containing protein
Exons: 2
Biological process (GO): G protein-coupled receptor signaling pathway
Cellular component (GO): membrane
Molecular function (GO): mating-type factor pheromone receptor activity
Source: RefSeq, a predicted model, not a curated record